AUGAUACGAUAUGGAAGUGGUGAUAACAGUAGUGAUGUUGGGUUGAAAAAGUAAGUUGUUUUUUUUGUAAAGAAAGUUCUUUCCAUUUUUAUCUUGUAAAGAAAGCUCUUGCAAUUUUUCAUUCUGUAAAGAAAGUUCUUGUUAUUUUUUGUUUUGUAAAGAAAGCUCUUGCCACUUUUUGUUUUGUAAAGUAAGUUCUUGCCAUUUCUUGUUUUGUAAAGAAAGUUCUUGCCAUUUUAUGUUUUGUAAAGAAAGUUCUUGUUGUUUUUUUAAUUCAAAUUUCAUUUUAGGCCUCAAUAUUACGAAAGCACAUCGUCAAAACUGACAAAAUUUUUGUUAUCUCAACACAAUAAGUUAGCAUCGCCCGAUGAUAUGGUAGAUGUACAUUACGAACUAGAACUGGUACAUAUCUUAAAAAUCGACGAGUUAAAACAAACUUUAAGCGCCUUAGUUUAUGUGGAUGAAGUAAGUGGUACCCUACUCUAAACUACUAUACUCUACCUUUUCCUACCCUACAAUAUCCGUCCGUACCCUGUCAUAUCGUGGGCAAUCCUACCUUGCCUUACCUCACCUUAUCUUACCACACCUUAUUCUAACCUACCUUAAAUCAUAUUCAACUUAUUAUAAUAAUGUCAUAACACUGAAAGUUUCAGAAAUGGUCAGACCCUUCGCUCCGCUGGGAUCCUCAGCUCUUCAACAACACCAAUAAGACCUGGCUACCAGUUCAAGAGAUCUGGAGACCUGACAUUAUCAUAAUCAAUAUGUAAGUGACUAAUCCCUACUAAAAGUUUUGUUUUCCUUCCCUACUUACUACAGGAUCUCGGCUUCUAGGCUUGAAUACGAGAGUUUGUUAAGUGGGAUUCAAGCCGCUGUUUUAGUCUACAGUAAUGGCACGGUGGAGUUUUCACACCCGAGCGUUUAUACCGUUUCUUGCGAGAUUAAUAUUAAGGUAGGUAAUACUUUGCUCUAACAUCUUCUAUGUAUUCUAUGUAUAACGUUCCCUACCCUACCCACCCUGUCCUUUAUACUUUAUCUUAUCUUACCGUACCUUACCAUACCCUUCCCUACUCGAGCGUACCAUACUCUACUCUAAUUGACUUUGCACGACCCUAUUAUAACAUGCCCUACCAGCCUGACCUUUUGCCUUUUUUUAAAUUUAAAACCUUUAGCACUUCCCAUUGGACGAUCAAAAAUGCGCUUUAGAAAUAGCUAGCUGGAGUUACGGCGAAGAGAAAAUACGCCUAGUACCUCAUGUUGAACAUAAUCUGCAACAUUAUACGCCAAAUGAAGAGUGGCAACUUUUGAAUGUGUCUGUACAUAAACAAAAAUACGAGCAUGAAGGCAUUGUGGUAGGUUUUAGAAAAACUCUGUUUUUGCAAUUUUGUGGUUUGUAAAGAAAGUUUUUGUAAUUUUUUGUUUUGUAAAGAAAGUUCUUGCCAUUCUUUGUUUUGUAAGAAAGUUCUUGUCAUUUUUGUUUGUAAAGAAAAUUAUUGCCAUUUUAAAAAAUAUUUUUCAAAUUUUAGGUAAAUGAGUUAUUUUACCAAAUAUCAGUUCGUCGUAAGCCCUUAUUUUACUUUAUAACAGUUACCAUACCUUCGUAUGUCAUGUGUGUUAUCACAGUGAUUGGAGUAUUCGCCAGAGCAAGUACAACAUCAGAAAGAAUCGAACGAUUUACUCUCGGUGUUAUGGCUACUAUCACUACCACUUCUACCGCCGUUUUGUCAUUAGUGGUGUCGGAGAAAGUGCCUCAUAGCUCGACGGCUAUACCAUUGUUAGGUAAUUGAUGGAUUAUAAUGUAAACCAUGGCUUACAAUUAAUGAAAAAAAAGUUAAACUAUUAAUUUUCAGUGGCCUACUUCUUGUACAACAUGGUAAUAUUAAGUGUUGCUGUAGUGUUAACCGCAUGGAUAUUGAGGAUUCAUAGAAAAGGGCGGUUUGGCGCUGAGCCACCAUUAUGGGCGCUACGAGUGUUUUUACUCCAACCUUAUAAGUUUCACAAAACUGUGCAUCAUUCUGUAGGUUUUUUUUUAUUUUCAAGCCAUACCUUAUCUUAUAGUGCAAUAUAAAAAAAUUUUUUAGCAAUAUCUUUGUAGUUCAAUAAAAAACACAUUUUCGACCAUAACACUACCCUAGAGUGCAAUAUAAGCUUAUAUUUUUCAUCCAUGCACCUAUACUGCAAUAAAAAACCAAAAUUUUCAGCCAAAACCUCGUAGCCCAGUAUUUUCGACCAAAAGUAACCACAACUGCAACUCCGAUGACAUUUGGACUCAAGACGUUUUGAGCACAAAAAGUCACCGCAUCUUGUUAACGGAAGUGGAUUCCGAUGUGAAUCACAAACUUCACACGAUUGUUGAUGCUAUGAACAAUCUUUGUGACGUUUGGAAGGGUGUUCAUGUAAGAAAUUUCUUUUUUUUUUUGAUUUUGAAAAAAAACCUUUUUUAAAGAACCACGAAACGUCCUCGCGAAACGUUGACCUUCUGGUGAAGAUAGUUCGUGGUUGUUUAAAAAUUUUUUUUUGAAAUCGAAAUGUUGCAAUUAUUUUUUUUAAAAUUAUUUGUUAAGAUUGUUAGUUUGUUUGAAUGUAAAUUGAUGUGAUUUUUAAUUGAAAAAUUCAACUUUUAUUUUCAGCGUUCCAUCACAGCCAGUGAUCCUCACUUAAAAGAGCACGCGGCCGAACGCAAUGGCUAUGUUCGAAUUGCCGAACGUUUGGAUUGGAUAUUUAUGGUUUUAUUUAUUGUUUUGCUGACAAUACCGGUCAUUUACUUGUAUCUCUACUUAUGA
Messenger RNA from Bursaphelenchus okinawaensis, 2780 nucleotides. NCBI's taxonomy places the organism in Eukaryota, Metazoa, Nematoda, Chromadorea, Rhabditida, Aphelenchoididae. The record is from the annotation of a GenBank genome assembly.